GUGGUCCCACUGGACGCCCGGCUUGAGCCGCAGAGGCCGGUGAGGGACCGGGGGGACCUCGCCGCGAACAGAGGGCGCGGGCCGAGGGAGCCGGUCGUGGGGGCGCGCGUGCAUGGAGGCGGCGCCGGCGGACUCCUGAGAGCAGCGGCACGAGCGGAGCGGGCCCCCUCGGGUAUUCUUCCAGCUGCCUCGUGCCAGCGGCGCCGGCGCGGCCAUGGCGACGGGCACUCAGCAGGAAAACACGCUGCUUCACCUCUUCGCCGGCGGGUGCGGGGGCACGGUCGGCGCUAUCUUCACUUGUCCCCUGGAAGUCAUUAAGACGAGGCUGCAGUCCUCGAGGUUAGCCCUUCGCACCGUCUACUAUCCGCAGGUCCAUCUGGGGACCAUCAGUGGAGCUGGAGUGGUGAGGCCAACGUCCGUGACGCCCGGACUCCUACAGGUUCUGAAGUCAAUCUUGGAGAAGGAGGGACCAAAGUCACUGUUUAGAGGCUUGGGUCCAAAUUUGGUUGGAGUCGCACCGUCAAGGGCCGUGUACUUCGCCUGUUACUCCAAAGCCAAAGAGCAGUUCAACGGCGUGUUCGUGCCGAACAGCAAUACGGUGCACAUCUUCUCCGCCGGCUCCGCAGCGUUUGUCACAAAUUCCUUAAUGAAUCCUAUAUGGAUGGUGAAAACCCGGAUGCAGCUAGAGCGGAAGGUGCGCGGCUCCAAGCAGAUGAACACGCUGCAGUGUGCGCGCCACGUGUACCAGACGGAAGGCGUCCGCGGCUUCUACCGGGGGCUGACCGCCUCGUACGCGGGCAUCUCGGAAACCGUCAUCUGCUUCGCGAUCUACGAAAGUUUGAAGAAGUGUCUGAAAGACACCCCGUUAGCCCCCCCUCCGAAGGGGGCUGAGAAGAAUUCCACAAACUUUUUUGGACUUAUGGCAGCUGCUGCUGUCGCCAAGGGGUGCGCCUCCUGUAUCGCCUAUCCACACGAGGUCAUCAGGACGCGGCUCCGGGAGGAGGGCACCAAGUACAAGUCCUUCGUGCAGACCGCGCGGCUGGUCUUCCGGGAGGAGGGCUACCUCGCCUUCUACCGGGGCCUCUUCGCGCAGCUCAUCCGGCAGAUCCCCAACACCGCCAUCGUGCUGUCCACCUACGAGCUCAUCGUGUACCUGCUGGGCGACCGUCCCCAGUGACCGGCCAGCGCGUGGUGCUGUGGGAGAGCAAAACUGAAAAACUCGCGAGAGACCUUUUCUUUUCCGUUGAUGUUUAGGAUGUUCGAGACCGCAACAGGAGAGGCCACGAAGGACGUGGCUCGCGGCGCCUGCUGGACAUUUCCUUUUGGAUUCAUGUUUUCUGGAAGGUUUAAAUUCAUUAACGUUAAUAGUUAAUUAUAACUUUUUUUUUAACUUAAGAGGAUUCAGGAUUCAGCAGCAACUAAAUUAAAUCAUGCUAUUUAAUUUAAGUAUAAA
Molecule: messenger RNA, 1453 nt
Organism: Phyllostomus hastatus (greater spear-nosed bat)
Lineage: Eukaryota; Metazoa; Chordata; Mammalia; Chiroptera; Phyllostomidae
Gene: SLC25A33
Product: solute carrier family 25 member 33
Exons: 7
Coding region: 215-1177 (320 amino acids)
Biological process (GO): pyrimidine nucleotide import into mitochondrion
Cellular component (GO): mitochondrion
Molecular function (GO): pyrimidine nucleotide transmembrane transporter activity
Source: RefSeq, a predicted model, not a curated record